AUGGUACGCCUCCGAGGGCCAGACUGGGUUGAUGAACUCCCCUGGGUGCUGCUUGGCAUCCGCACAGCACCCAAGGAGGACCUGGUCGCAUCAUCGGCUGAACUUGUUUACGGUUCCCCGCCACAGUUCCCGGACCUACAACAGAGCAGGUAUGUUUUCAUUCGCCGAGGCGUGCACAGACCACCCCUGCAGCGACCAUACGAAGGGCCCUACAAGGUGGUGCGCCAUAAUGGGACGACCUGCGUUCUCAACAUCGGCGGUCGUGAAGAGACUUUUACCAUUGACUGUCUCAAACCGGUGCAUCUAGACCUUGAACGUCUGGUUGCGGUGUCACCCCCACAACGACGAGGCCAGUCACCUAAAAGAACUGACAGUGUGCAGGCUGUGGGCUCUGCCCCUCCUAGCGCCAGUUCGCCUUCCUUGCCCCAGGCCGCUCGGCCCCUCGACCCGGCCCCGCUCCCUCCCCCUGCCGGUGGUUACUCACUGCGCAUGUGCCCCUUCUUUGGCGCGAUGGCGGUUGUGCGAGAGGCGAAGGUUCGGGGCGGCGGCUCUGGCGUCUCGAAACCUGUGGGCAAAGAAGAGUUUGUUAAAGUUCGAAAGAGAGACCUGGAGAGACUAACGACUGAGACGAUGCAAAUCAAGGACUUCCUGCCCAAGAUACUGAAUGGAGAAUUCCUAGAAUGCUUCCAUCAGCUGGAAAUUGCUGAAAAAACAUUGGAGAAAACAGAACAAGAGAAUGAACAGCUCCAACUAGAUUGUGAUCAUUUUAAGGCGAGGCUGAAAACUGCUCAGGAAGACUGUCAAAAGGAACGAGAGGAAAAGUUGGCAUCGAAUUUGCUGUUGAAUGAAGCAAGGCAACAACUACUGCAGCAAGCGGAAUACUGCACUGAAAUGGGGGCUGCAGUCUGCACACUGCUCUGGAGAGUCUCCAGCAAUGAGGAGUCUGUUAAAUUUAUCCUUGGAGGCAAUAAAGCAGAAAAGUUUUUCACUAUUGUGGCACAGACAUUAGAGAGUUUCGUGAAGUCUACAGAUGAGAAUUUCAAGGAAGAGUAUGAUCUGGAUACAGAUGAAAACCGGUUUGUUCUGGCGUUGGCAGGAAUUGUAACAAAUAUAGCUGCUGUGGCCUAUGGCCGGGAGUUCCUGGUUAAUUCUUCUCAGAUCCUAUUGGAGAAACUGCUACAGCUCCUGGCUGAGAUGAAAGCUGGUCUCUGCACAAAGCUCAAAGUACUAAUGUUGAUGUGUUUAUACAAUGUGAGUAUUAACCUGAAAGGCCUGCAGUACAUCAGCAAGAAUCCAGGCUUCAUCCCUUUGUUGGCCUGUCUUCUGGAAGAUCCAGAUGCAGAGGUCUGCCUUCACGUUCUGCGCCUCAUUCAAUCUCUGAUCCUUGAGCCAGAAAUUUUCUCCGAAGUGAAAGCCCAGAUUCAUCAAUCACUACCGCAGCACCGCAUUCGAGAACUUACCAAUAACCGUAACCCCAAUCUCCGCAGCAUAGCAAGUGAACUUCUUGAAGACAUGAAGAUGCUUAACUUUUAA
This is a messenger RNA of Mobula hypostoma (lesser devil ray), 1533 nucleotides long. It is a transcript of the gene hsf2bp, whose product is annotated as heat shock transcription factor 2 binding protein. Lineage: Eukaryota; Metazoa; Chordata; Chondrichthyes; Myliobatiformes; Myliobatidae. The record is from RefSeq and is a predicted model, not a curated record. Gene Ontology annotation, cellular component: cytosol. Bases 1 to 1533 code for a protein of 510 amino acids. The transcript has 10 exons.